Symbiodinium sp. CCMP2592 is the source of this 1266-nucleotide messenger RNA. The record is from the annotation of a GenBank genome assembly. Lineage: Eukaryota; Dinophyceae; Suessiales; Symbiodiniaceae.
AUGGCUAUGUCCAUCCACGUGUCCCUGCUGAGCGGUCGCAGCGUUCGGCUCCGGGCGCCUCCGUCUGCCACGGUUCAGGACCUGCGCCAGGCGGCACAGAAAACGCUUCGCACCGGCAUCGCCAGCCUCGUCAGCAGCGAGGGGGAACUACUGGGGCCAGAGAAGUGCGUGGGUGAGGUGGGUCUCCUCGAAGGAGACAGGAUCACAGCGACAGCGCAGCAGGCGCGGAUUGUCUCCUGCCGCAGGUGCCCGGGCUUCUUCCUCGUCCGGGGAGACGGCUCUGUACUCGCCUGGGGCGACGUCUGUUCCGGCAGCCCGGGUCUCCCGCGGGAGCUGCGUGGCGUCAGGCAAGUCGCAGCUUGCAGCGGUGGUCUCGCGGCCCUCCUAUCCAAUGGCCAGGUGCUCUCAUGGGGCUCUUCCUGCCCCAAAGAGGCUGGACGACUUACCGACGUGCGCGAGAUUCAGGCAACAGAGGAGGCUUUUGCCGUGCUCCUGGGCGAUGGUUCGGUGGUCUGCUGGGGCUCCGAGCGACUGGGAGGGAACAGCGCGGAGGUGAAGGAGCAGCUUUUCGACAUCAAGUUCCUUGCGGCGUCCCUGGGCGCUUUCGUGGCAAUCCGUGAGGACGGUCGCAUCAUUUCCUGGGGGCAGCAUUGCUACGGCGCUCGCAGCGUCGACGAGCCAUACGAGUUGCAUGGGGUUUUGCAGCUCGUGGCAACUCGCGGAGCCUUUGCGGCCCUUUUGGACACAGGGGGUGUAGUGUCCUGGGGGCAGGGUGUGCGCAACGCGGAGAGCCGGGCUUCUCUCUGCCAGCUGCGAGAGGUCAUCCAGCUCAGCGCCUCCGAAGAAGCCUUCGCGGCCGUACGUCGCGAUGGCCGCGUGGUGCUUUGGGGACGGAAUGCCUUCAGCGGAGUCAGGCAGCUUCGGGGCGUGCAGCGAGUGGUUGCCACUCGCUUCGCCUUUGCAGCGCUGCUGGAGGAUGGGCGGGUCGUGACCUGGGGAGACGUCCACUAUGGUGGUGACAGCAAAGCCCUGCGCCAUCAGCUGAGCGAGGUCUGUGAUCUUUGGGCCUCCUGCGCCGCUUUCGCUGCGCUGAGAGCAGACGGCUCCGUUGUCACUUGGGGCGAUGCACGCUACGGAGGGGACUCUGCAGCUGUCGCAGAGCAGCUGCGGGACGUGCGGAGGCUUGCGGUCAUGCCUUCCUUGGGUGAGAUCAACGAUCUCCUCCGCAGCCGCCGCGAGGAUUCGUCCAGCUCCUCCUCCAGCUGA